Haplochromis burtoni (Burton's mouthbrooder) is the source of this 3915-nucleotide messenger RNA. RefSeq names its product solute carrier family 16 member 7 (gene slc16a7). NCBI's taxonomy places the organism in Eukaryota, Metazoa, Chordata, Actinopteri, Cichliformes, Cichlidae. Gene Ontology annotation, molecular function: monocarboxylic acid transmembrane transporter activity. Bases 2211 to 3656 code for a protein of 481 amino acids. The record is from RefSeq and is a predicted model, not a curated record. Gene Ontology annotation, cellular component: membrane. Gene Ontology annotation, biological process: monocarboxylic acid transport; transmembrane transport. The transcript is spliced from 5 exons.
AAGUUCCCUGACUUACGUCUACAAACAGAAAUGCUGAGUAUUUAUUUACAUUUCCACAUUCCAUGUUUUUGUACGUUUAGUUUUCAGUUUGAUUUUUUAUUUUAUUUUUACACACAUCUAAUUAGCCAACUGAACGGGCUUUAGAACUGGGAAAAAGGAGAUUUUAGUGACUUUGCAGGUAUCCAGAUGGCUGGUCUGAAACUGCUUGGAUCACACAACUAUAAAGAGAAUGGUAAAAAAAAAAAAAAAGAGAAAUAUCCAGUGACCACCAGUUUUCCGAGUGGAAACUUGAUUGAUGAAGUUGAUGCCAGAGGUGCUUUGAGCCAAAAUGAAGCAUUUCAAAUAACCACUGAUUACAACCAAGGCAUGGAGAAGAGCAUGUCUAAAUGCUCAACAAGUUAAAGAUUGAAGCAGAUGGGUUAGAGCUGCAGAUGACCACACCUGGUGCCGGCUGUGAAAGAUAAGGACAGGAAAGGGAUGCUACAGUUUGAACAUCUUUACCAAACUUGACACACUUUGAGACCUUUAGUACCAACUGAGCAGACUGGUUUCUCUGGCACACUUUCCAGAUCUUAAGCCAACAGAGCAUAUUUGGGAUGCGGUAGAACCGGAGAUUCACAUCAUGUUUGUGCAACAUCAUAUCUGCUGCAACUGUGUGAUGCUAACAUACUUUUAUACACUAAAAUCUCAGAGGAAUGUUUCCAGCACCUUUGAAUGAUCUAUGCACGCAGUUCGGAAAGAAAAAAGUGGCCCAACUCAGGCGUACCUAAUGAAGUGGCUAGUGAGGAUAUGUCAGCUGUUUAAUUUCCUUAAAUUCUAAUCCAUAAAUUGUAAUUAUUAUCCUCUCAGUUGAAUUUUAUGUAGUGUUUGUUGUAUUUCUUUCAAAACAUGUGGUUUGCAGUCUCAAUAGCUGAUUAAUGAGGAGGUUGAAUUGGAGCACAUUAUCGCUCAGCGUCUAGACAUCUUUAAAUAACUCAUGAAAGAAAAAAACAGAUUUCACAGCACCUCUAAAAGAUACACCAAUACCGGAUUAAUUUGCUAAUUUCGAUACUGAAAGCUGGAAAUUUGAAUAGAAUACCAAGGUUGUGAGAUUAGUUAUUAGAAGCAAAUACACAUUUGAACAGAGCUGUAUUUUUUUCUGUACAGAUCUAAUUUGUCUGUGGAUGUAAAAUAUUGUGAGAUCUGCAGUAGGGCCAAAAAUUAUUCCAUAACAAGCCUUAAGUACAUAUAAUAAAAUUUUAGGGGGAAAAAUACAGUACUGUGUUUCAUAGCCCUAUAUUUUAAGAUCCAUAAACAUCUAUAAUGCAAACUUAUGAGUGUUUAUUUUCUCCUGUAAUUUCUCACAAAGCAUUUUUCAGAUUUUUUUCUUCAAUAGAGCUGAAGCAUAAAAACUAGGGAUUUUGUGCUAAGCUGAAAGAAUAUCCAGUGACUACAUCAAUUUAAACAACUCAUAAUUUUAAGAAAAUAAAAUAGAGACCAAUUAUUUCCAGCAUUCACAUUCAGCAACCACAUGGCCCAACACUGCUGACAUUGAAUUUGUAGCCAGCACUCUGUUUUUCACAACAUGUACAAAACACAGUUUUUCAGUUAAUUAUUUUUUACUUAAUCAAAGCGUGCAGACAAACCACAUAAAAUUAAGAAAGCCUUCCUAAUAUUGUAUAAGUCCCUCCCACAUGUACUGAAAAAACAGCUCUGGGUAUCUAGUUAGAUUGGCACGAAGUUCCAAGCAUUUUUUUUUUCAGUUAGCCCUGCUGAGGGAGACCCCCUGCCAUCGGGGGGUGCCAUUGUAUUGGGGGCAUGACAUCAAAACAUAAAUCCCAGCUUUAAAGGUUUCCCAAAAGAGCAUGUCAUUUUGACCAACCCACCUGCAGUGCACAAACACAUAGGAGUAGACAAACACUGCUUACAUGAGUUCAAAGGGCCUCGGCAGUAAAACCAAUGUAUGUCUAUGAAAGGGUCUUAUGUUAAAAGAAACAUAUUUUAGCAGUUGAAUUACACUUCCUACAAGCAUUUAUUGUCAUCAAUAUCUAGUGCUUGGCGAUUGCUCUAUUUUGUAUGGCCACUCAUAUUUUGCAUGACAGCACACGUGAUGAGAUCAAAGAGCUUACAGCAGAGUGAACUCUGUCCCAGUGCAAGACUGUGUCACAUGGACUGAGUUCAUAGACUUUGCGAUACAAUUUCAAGGACUGGGCCGAGCCGGAGAAUUGAACAUGCCCCCCGCAGCAGCAACCAAUCUAGGCUACACCCCACCAGACGGAGGCUGGGGCUGGGCUGUCGUCUUCGGCGCUUUCAUCUCCAUAGGAUUCUCGUAUGCCUUUCCUAAGUCCCUCACCAUCUAUUUCAAGGAGAUUCAGGAAUAUUUUUCAGUUUCCUACAGUGAGAUUGCCUGGGUGUCCUCAGUCAUGCUUGCUUCUAUGUAUGCAGGAGGCCCUGUCAGCAGUAUACUGGUCAAUCGCUAUGGCAGCAGACCUGUGGUUAUAGUUGGUGGGGUCCUGGUUUGCACUGGCAUGGCUCUUGCUUCUUUUGGAACUAAUAUAAUACAUCUGUACCUCUGUGUUGGAGUAAUUGGAGGUUUUGGUCUCGCCUUCAACUUGCAGCCCUCCCUGACGAUCAUAGGCACUUACUUCCAGGUCAAAAGGCCCAUGGCCAAUGGACUCGCUAUGACUGGAAGUCCGGUUAUUCUCUCCACUCUGGCGCCACUCAAUCAGUUUCUGUUUGAUUCCUUUGGUUGGAGGGGAAGCUUCCUCAUCCUGGGAUCCAUUGUUUUGAACUGCUGUGUAGCUGGUGCUUUGAUGAGACCAGUCAACAAAAGCAUACCACGGAAAACAAUAGAUGAGUCAUCAAAGCGUGAAAGCGGAGCUGAGGAACACGCUGCUGCUGAAGACACCACUACCCACUCCGAUAACCUUCAGACUGAAGAUCAAAGUGAGAGCAAGGGUCACAGCUUUGUGCAGAAAUUCAUAGAUCUCUCACUUUUCAAACACAGGGGCUUCCUCAUUUAUCUAAUUGGUAAUGUGGUCUUGUUUUUUGGCUUUUUUGCACCUGUGGUUUUCAUGGCUCCAUAUGCCAAACAUCAAGGGAUUGAUGAAUAUUCAGCAGCUUUCUUGCUCUCCAUUUUUGCUCUGGCAGACAUGUUCAUUAGACCGACAACUGGCUUAGUUGGUAACACCAAGUGGAUCAGGCCGAGAAUACAGUAUUUUUUCAGUUUUGCUGUUUCAUACAAUGGCGUAUGUCACCUAAUGUGCCCACUGGCGUCUGGCUAUACGGGCCUAGUUGUAUAUGCUGUCUUCUUUGGUUUGGCAUUUGGGAUGCUUUCUGCACUCCUUUUUGAAGUUCUAAUGGACCUUGUUGGAGCUCCUCGUUUCUCCACUGCUGUUGGACUUGUCACCAUUAUUGAGUGUGGGCCAGUGCUUCUGGGACCUCCAAUGGCAGGAGCUUUGGUUGAUUAUUUUGGUGAUUACAAAUACAUGUAUUAUGCAUGCGGUGUAUUCAUGCUGGUUUCUGGCAUAUUUUUCUUCAUUAUGCAUUACUACAACUAUAAAAAACUGGAUGAGGAGCGCGGAAAGAGCAAAGCAAUGGAGACAAGGAAUUCUGACGAGGCAGUACAACUAAAAAUGAACCAGGCUGAUAGAACGAUGAAUGAAACAGAUGAAUGAACUUGCUGACUAUGACUUUAUUUCAGUGGAUGCAUACAAAAUGACACUACAAAGGCUUUUUAUGCAGUAUGUAAAUGUAUUUUGUACCUUAAAUGACUUAGUUAGAGUAGUUAGACUUUUACAUAUUUGCAGAUUCACAUUUGUUAUUUUGUAAAUGCUCAUAUUACGUAUAUUAUUAUUAUUACAGUGUGUGGCAUAUGUAACUCUCAUGGAUUUGUUAAUAAAUCUCCAGGAACUAACUAUGUUCCUUCUAAUGCAA